AUGGUCUCUCCUAAUCAUACACAGUUCCACCCCUACUUUUUCCUUCUUCUGGGAAUUCCAGGGCUGGAGGAUGUACACAUAUGGAUUGGUGUUCCAUUUUCUGUUGUGUAUUUGACUGCUCUUCUAGGAAACAUUACAAUUAUUUUUGUGAUUCAGACUGAACACAGUCUCCAUCAGCCCAUGUUCUACUUCCUGGCCAUUCUGUCAUCUAUUGACCUUGGCUUGUCCACAUCCACCAUACCCAAGAUGCUUGGAAUCUUCUAGCUCAACCUAAAAGAGAUCUCAUUUGAGGGAUGUCUCAUCCAGAUGUUCUUCAUCCAUCUGUGCACAGGCAUGGAGUCAGCUGUGCUUGUGGCCAUGGCCUACGAUCGCUACGUGGCCAUCUGUAAUCCUCUCCACUACACACUGGUCCUGACAAACAAGGUGGUAUUCAGCAUUGCUUGGGUCAUCUUCCUGAGACCCUUAGCCAUUGCCAUCCCCUUUGUGGUGCUCAUCCUGAGACUACCUUUCUGUGGACAUCAAGGCAUCCCACACACAUACUGUGAGCACAUGGGCAUUGCACGCCUGUCCUGUGCCAGCAUCAAGGUCAACAUCAUCUAUGGCUUGUGCGUCAUCUCUAUCCUGGUGUGUGACAUUGUAGCCAUUGUACUCUCCUAUGUGCACAUCCUCUAUGCUGUCUUCUGUCUACCUUCCAGGGAUGCUCGACUUCAUGUUGGUGUCAUGCUUUCCUUCUACACACCAGCCUUUUUCUCUUUCAUGACCCAUCGGUUUGGCCGAAAUGUUCCCAGAUACAUUCAUAUCCUUCUCGCCAACUUUUAUGUUGUCAUUCCUCCUGCUCUUAACCCUGUUAUUUACAGUGUUAGAACCAAGCAGAUUAGAGAGAGGGUAGUUAUGGGCAUCAGAAAUAAACUAUAA
Messenger RNA from Psammomys obesus (fat sand rat), 915 nucleotides. RefSeq names its product olfactory receptor 52E1-like. Gene Ontology annotation, molecular function: G protein-coupled receptor activity; olfactory receptor activity. NCBI's taxonomy places the organism in Eukaryota, Metazoa, Chordata, Mammalia, Rodentia, Muridae. The transcript has a single exon. The record is from RefSeq and is a predicted model, not a curated record. Gene Ontology annotation, biological process: G protein-coupled receptor signaling pathway. Gene Ontology annotation, cellular component: membrane.